AUGAGCAACCACUCGGCACCCGGCGAAGCUCCCCUUUCCCCGGGCAGGAUGCGACUGAGGUCCGGGCGGUGCCACGCCCGGGUAAGUUCGCCCAGCACCCCGAAGGAAGCGCGAGCCGAGCCGACACCCACGGCGGACGGAAUCAAGGAAUCGCCCGGCACCCCGGAGGGACCGAGGGAAGGUCCGUCCUCCACAACGGCCACCCGAAGGGAGGGCGAAUGGAGUGGCGAGCGCACCGGCAGGAGUCUGCAGGCGGCGGCAAGGCUGGACGCGCUGGAGGAAGGAAUGCAGGCGAUGCAGCUGCUGUUCCAACAGCUGACGGCGGCGCAGAAACCCCAUGGCAGCAGCAUCGUGGAGACGCACCCGGACGAGAGACGGCGGGACGACCUCGCGGGAGGUGGCGGCUAUGAAGGAGCACGGUCCAAGGAGCCCACCCGACGAACGGAGGCGGCCCCAGAUGAAAGACAGAGUGGCUACCCAGCGGACGGCAGCUGCUACGGCGGAGCCCGAUCCCAGGAGCCCACCCGACGACCGGAGAUGCACCCGGACGAAAGGCGGAGUGGCUACCCAGCGGACGGCAGCUGCUACGGAGGAGCCCGAUCCCAGGAGCCCACCCGACGACCGGAGAUGCACCCGGACAAAAGGCGGAGCGAGGACCCGGAGUACGGCGGCGGCGACGAAUUUCAUCUUAUUGGACUUGGGCACCUGAGAGCUCCCUCUGUUUUCUUUGCUAUUGUCCUGUUUAUGAGUCUUAUUGCUCUGACAGGAAACUCUCUCCUCCUCUUUCUAAUCCAGAUGGACUCCUCACUUCAUACCCCCAUGUACUUCUUCCUGAGCCAACUGUCGUGUGUGGAUAUGGGACAAAUCCUCAUUGUGAUCCCUAAAAUGUCAGUCAAUUUUUUAACUCAAAGAAACACUAUUUCACUAGGAGGCUGCAUAGUGCAGAUUUUUCUCACGCUGACCAUGGGGAGCUCAGAAUGUCUCCUUUUGACUGUCAUGUCAUACGACAGGUACGUCGCCAUCUGCAGACCCUUGCAGUACCCAGUUCUUAUGAGGAGAACCAUCUGCCUGGUCAUGAGUGCAGGAAUCUGGUCGUCUUCAUCGCUUACCAUUAUGGUCAUAGCAAUUUAUGUACAAUCUCUACCUUACUGUAGGUCAAACAUAAUAGACCAUUUUGUCUGUGAAUUCCCAGCUUUGCUGAAACUAACAUGUGCUGACACAUCUGCAUUUGAAAAAGUAGUAUACUUUGACACUGUGUUGUUACUUUUCCUGCCUAUCUUAGUCAUUCUCUUCUCAUACAUAGCCAUCCUUGUGCAGAUUUUGAGCAUGCGCUCAGUUGAGGGAAGGCACAAAGCAUUAGGCACCUGUGUGUCCCAUUUAUCUGUAGUGGGCAUCUUCUAUGGGGCAAGCAUUCUAACAUACAGUACUCCUGUAUCCUCUUACUCAGCACGUAAGUCCAUGAUUUAUUCCGUGUGCAUCACAGUUGUUCCUCCAAUGCUGAACCCUUUUAUCUAUAGCUUACGAAACAGGGAUGUUAUAGCAGCUCUACAAAAACUCUUUCGAGACUGA
Candoia aspera is the source of this 1569-nucleotide messenger RNA. Its product is annotated as olfactory receptor 2Z1-like. Gene Ontology annotation, molecular function: olfactory receptor activity; G protein-coupled receptor activity. Lineage: Eukaryota; Metazoa; Chordata; Lepidosauria; Squamata; Candoiidae. Gene Ontology annotation, biological process: detection of chemical stimulus involved in sensory perception of smell; G protein-coupled receptor signaling pathway. The transcript is spliced from 4 exons. Gene Ontology annotation, cellular component: plasma membrane. The record is from RefSeq and is a predicted model, not a curated record. Bases 1 to 1569 code for a protein of 522 amino acids.